AUGGAUGGCUCGAGAACAGACAGGCCAGAGCAUAGAACUGCACUUAUUGCAAAAGAGCUGGCAAGGUACCACUUGGAUAUAGUUGCACUCAGUGAGACUCGCUUAGCUGACAAGGGUCAACUUUCUGAAGUGGGCACGGGAUAUACGUUUUACUGGAGUGGUCAUAACACCGAUGAACGGCGCGAAGCAGGAGUAGGCUUUGCUAUCCGAUCUGAUCUGGCUAGUACUUUACCACACAUGCCCGAAGGUAUCGAUGACCAUCUGAUGACGCUGCAACUACCGUUAACGAACAAUAAGAACAUGACGCUCAUAAGUGCCUAUGCUCCAACGAUGACUAAUCAAGACGAAACAAAGGACAUGUUUUACGAAGACCUCGAGUCUGUCAUCUCUUCCGUUCCAAGGUACGAUAAGCUAGUCAUUCUUGGUGACUUCAAUGCACGUGUAGGCUCAGAUCAUGUGACCUGGGAGGGUGUGGUUGGGAAGCAUGGUAUUGGAACGUGCAACAGCAAUGGCCUACUGCUACUCCAAACGUGCACCAUCCAUGACUUGACCAUCACGAAUACUCUCUUUCACUUGCCCACUCGCAACAGGACAUCCUGGAUACACCCGCUUUCAAAACAUUGGCACCUGAUUGACUAUGUCAUUACUCGAAAGAAUGAUGUGCGCGACGUGAGGGUAACAAAAGCCGUGUGUGGGGCAGAGUGCUGGACUGACCACCGUUUGAUCAUUUCCAGACUGGUUGUAAGAGUUGUGCCACGCAGAAGACCUCAAGGUCAAAAAAUGUUAAGGAGAUUGAAUGUUGCCUGGCUGAAGAUUCCUGAAGUUGCUGAGGCGUUUCGGAAGGAACUGGAAUAUACCAUCAGGAAUGCCAUUGCAGAUGCUGAUGCUGAUCCCGAAGAGUGGUGGACGAAGCUCCAAGAAGUUCUCCAUGCUACUGCUUCACAGCACCUUGGACCACUCAAACACAAGCACCAGGAUUGGUUUGACGAGAGUGACAAAAAGAUCCAGGAUCUGCUAACCGAGAAGCAUCAGGCCUUUAUGGUUUACCAGAAUGAUCCUGCUUCGGAGGCACUGUACCAUGCAUCUUGCAUCUGUCUCAGUUCCUUUUGCACCUUCCCCUUGGCAUUUGCAAAAGCCACUUUCUUGGACUUUGGAUUUCCUCAGCUUUGCUACGCCGACCAGAAUGACAGCAAGCACUUCUAUGAAUCAUUGAAAACGGUUUAUGGACCCAAGUGUGUUACCUUGCUCCCACUGUUUAGUUCAGAUGGCAGCUGGCUCCUUGUAAACCGGAAGCAGGUUCUAGAUAGAUGGAUUGAACACUUUGAAGGCGUUCUGAACAGACCAUCCAUUAUAAACGAUGAGGCCAUUGACCGCCUACCUUAA
This is a messenger RNA of Limulus polyphemus (Atlantic horseshoe crab), 1383 nucleotides long. Its product is annotated as craniofacial development protein 2-like. Gene Ontology annotation, cellular component: nucleus. Gene Ontology annotation, biological process: chromatin remodeling. The coding region runs from base 1 to 1383 and encodes 460 amino acids. Gene Ontology annotation, molecular function: catalytic activity. The transcript has a single exon. NCBI's taxonomy places the organism in Eukaryota, Metazoa, Arthropoda, Merostomata, Xiphosura, Limulidae. The record is from RefSeq and is a predicted model, not a curated record.